Molecule: messenger RNA, 3053 nt
Organism: Amaranthus tricolor (Joseph's coat)
Lineage: Eukaryota; Viridiplantae; Streptophyta; Magnoliopsida; Caryophyllales; Amaranthaceae
Exons: 13
Coding region: 325-2448 (707 amino acids)
Source: RefSeq, a predicted model, not a curated record
GGUAUAUGUGUUUUUUAUUCGCGGGUUUUUUUGGAUAUAGUUGGUGAAUACUAUCGAACACUGGAAGACUGGUAGUCUGGAACUGUGUUAUCUUGUGUAGUGGCGAGUGAGUCACAUGGCCGAAAGUAAAUACAGUUCUUUGAAGAGAUGCUGAAAGAGCUAUUUUAUUGCUAUCAAAUGACAAGGGCACCUCCAUUUGUGGAAAGGUUUUACAUACUAUGGAUUUUCAGCACUGCAAAGACCUAGGGUUUUAUACUGCAAUAUAAAGUCUUGACAUCAGAAUCUUCAACAAUUGGAUCUUCAGUUACUCUAUUGUACAUACAAAUGUCUAACUCCUGGGAUAAAGUUCGAAGUUUUCUGGACAUGAUGGAUAUUCAAGAUUUACAUUCACCUCUUCCAUCAUCAGUUUCAACUUUUUCGGAUUCAUCUAACUGUGACCUGCAACCUCUAUCCAUUGGUGCCGGAAGGUGGCAUGUAGGUGAUAAGAUGGCUGAGCAAAUACUGUCUAUUAUCCAGCCCAAUGCAGGUUCUGAGAAUAGGAGGGAAAGGAUCAUCAAAUAUCUUCAGAGGCUUAUUGAGUAUGCUUUUAAAACUAAGGUCUUUCCAUUUGGAUCUGUGCCGUUAAAGACAUACCUUCCACAUGGAGACAUUGAUUUGACUGCAGUUAAUUAUUCUAUAUCUAGUGAUGACUUAGCUGCUGGGAUAUGCAGUCUCCUAGAAAAUGAAGCGAGGAACAACACUACUUUUCAAGUGAAGGAUGUGCUUUGUGUUCCUGCACAGGUCAGAGUUGUUAAAUGCACUGUGGAUGGUAUAUGUGUCGACAUAUCCUUCAAUCAAACGGCUGGGCUUUAUGCACUAUAUUUUUUUGAUAAGGUUGACCAAUCUAUUGGAAAAGAUCAUCUUUUCAAGCGUAGUGUGAUUCUGAUCAAAGCAUGGUGCUAUUAUGAGAGUCGACUCCUUGGUGGAUAUUAUGGCCUAAUAUCAACAUAUGCUUUGGAGACUAUGGUCUUGCAUGUUAUCAAUCUCUUCCAUUCUACACUACCGUGUCCAUUAGCUGUUUUGCAGAAAUUCUUGGAAUACUACAGCACAUUUGAGUGGAACAAGUAUUGUGUUAGAGUUGAUGGUCUUGUCUUGAUAUCAACUCUUCCUGAAAUAGUAGUGCUGUCACCACCUGAAUGUGAUGAUGCUCUUCUGAGUGAUGCUAUUUUAAGAAGUUACAGAGAAGUAACCUUAUCUGCUAUGGGAAUGGGAGUUGUUGGAUCUAAAAAUCCUGCAUUUCCUGUUAAGUUUCUCAACAUUUUGGAUCCUCUAAGAGAUGAUAACAACUUAGGCCGCAGUGUUAGCAAGGGGAACUUCCAUCGAAUCAGAAGUGCUCUCUCUUAUGGUGCUCAAAAGCUGGGUGACAUUUUGAUGUUACCCCUUGAAAAUAUUAAGCAUGGGCUUGAAAUAUAUUUCAAGGAUACAUUGGAGAGAAACGGAAAAGGAUCACGGGCAGAUGUUGAUGUUCCUGUGUCAGCAUAUGGUUCAGAAACUUCUUCUGGCAAUAGUGGCGAUGAUCAUCUUUCUGGAUUACAUUAUGGUCUGUGGGUUCAUUAUUAUGGUGCGAUAUAUCCUAUCGUGUCUAACACAUCAGAAAGUGACAAAGUAUGGAAUAAUCGAUGGCCAGAAAUGGUUUAUAACGCGCAAUGUGAUCAGAACAUUUAUUAUGGUAAAAGUAUUGACAAAAGCCCACCAUCAUCUUUUGAUGGUGUGAGAAGUAUAAUACCCAGCAAGGCCGCUUCUGUUAAAGAGAAUAGAAAAUCAAGGGGAACGGGCACAUUCAUCCCCUAUCCUUACCAUAGACUUCGGAGGAACAUUGUUUCGGUGGCAAAUGGAGAGGAAAAUGAAGCUGAGAAGGAACUUGAAAACGAGGAGGAACUUGAAAGUGAAAAGGUGGUUGAAACAGUGGACUCUCCUACUAGCUCUCCGCGAGAAGCAAAUUUGUCUUCUGAUGAGGCUGUAAAUACAGAACCCUUCAAUUAUUCGAUAGAAGAGUUCCCUGUUCUUCCUGGUAGUAAGCCCAUACCUAUUAAGGUUUGCCUUGAAACUGUUCAAGUCAAUGACAAUUCGGAAUCAUUUGAUAGCCUUGAGUUUGGCAACUUCAAACACUCGCCAUCAAUAUCUCCGUCAGUGUCAGAAACAAGCAAGCAGUCUGAUUCUGAUGUUUCAAUUAAUCUGGACUUAGUGGGUGACCCAACAGUGGCAAUAUCAGAAGGCCAAGAAUCAUCAAAGAUCAAGGAAAUACCGCUGGGCCUAGUGCAGCCACCACAGCUGAAAGAUGAUCAGGAGUUUCCCCCCUUAAGCCGAUCUGCAGAAGCUGUUAUAACUAUUGAUAAGAAGGAAUUCCCUCCUCUUUGUGCAUAUUCAAGGUCGCAUAAAAGUAAGAAGGGGACAAAAGACUUUAAAUGAGAUGUUGAAGGAGGUGUAGAGCGGUACUGAAGUUUAAUGAAGGAUUUAGGUAAUGGGUUGAUUGAUAGAAGGUCACAUUGACAUUAAAGCAAUUGCAUCAGGGAAUCUCUUCACUUAGACGAUACAAAUCAGACAACCAUCAGAAGCCAGUGAUCGCUGGUGUGGAGUUCACCAUUUUGCUGCCAAUAUUUCAGAAUAAGUUCUUUAGAAACUUCUGGUGUAGUUUGUUGUUUGUAGUGAGCUCACCUCAUUUUGCAAUGUAAUAUAUUAAUUUGAGCAUUUCUGACUCGUAUUGAGACGUUCUGGCUAGCAAUCUGGCAAGAAUUUUCCUGCAGACCAAACGAGGUUAUUGGGAUUUAAAAGUACCGAAAAAAAAAAACCUUUACAGACGAAUUUUGGUAUAGUUAUUCUGGAUUUCUUGAAUUUAUGUAACUACUGUUAUAAUACUAGCUAGUACUUCAAAGUGCUAUCAAAAGUAUGCCUGGUGCACUACUAAGAUAAAGAAAACUAAUUUGGCUACAGAGCUGAUUUGAGGGAUUGGGGGAUCUUAACAUUCCAACCCUUUUUCGUUGGUAUAUAUUCAAUAAAAAGAUUCCUCUUUUGCU